This is a messenger RNA of Dalotia coriaria, 1881 nucleotides long. Its product is annotated as glycerol-3-phosphate dehydrogenase [NAD(+)], cytoplasmic-like. The record is from RefSeq and is a predicted model, not a curated record. Lineage: Eukaryota; Metazoa; Arthropoda; Insecta; Coleoptera; Staphylinidae. Gene Ontology annotation, molecular function: glycerol-3-phosphate dehydrogenase [NAD(P)+] activity; NAD binding; protein homodimerization activity. Gene Ontology annotation, biological process: carbohydrate metabolic process; glycerol-3-phosphate catabolic process. Gene Ontology annotation, cellular component: glycerol-3-phosphate dehydrogenase (FAD) complex; cytosol.
AUUCCAGCGUGUAACUUUAUUUAUUACCGAGUUGAUCAAGUUUCAGUUGUGCUUCGCUUGAGUUUCUAUUCGUUUCGCGUCAGUCGCGCCCGUUCGUUGUUGGCGCACGGUCGUACACGUUCCGCGCUAAAAUUUUUAGUUUUUAUCUUCUUUCAAGCACUGAUUAUCGCAUAAAUCAUGUCGAAAAUCAAGAAGAAGCAAGUGUGCAUCAUUGGCAGCGGCAAUUGGGGAUCUGCAAUCGCUAAAAUUGUGGGUAAAAAUGCCGCUCGUCUCCCUCACCUCGAAGAUCGCGUCACUAUGUACGUUUAUGAAGAGAUGAUUAAUGGGAAAAAACUCACGGAAAUCAUCAAUGAAACGCAUGAGAACGUCAAGUAUUUGCCAGGACAUAAACUACCCGAGAAUGUGGUCGCCGUUCCGACGUCUGAAGCUGCCAAAGAAGCUGAUAUUUUAAUUUUCGUCGUGCCACAUCAAUUUAUCCGGACGUUGUGUGCCACAUUGUUAGAUAUUAAACCAACUGCUAUUGGUUUAUCAUUAAUUAAAGGCUUUGAUCAAAGAGAAGGAGGUGGAAUUGAUCUCAUUUCGCAUAUCAUAACACGAACACUGAAAAUCCAAUGCGCUGUUUUGAUGGGUGCCAAUCUUGCCGGCGAGGUAGCAGAAGAAAAAUUCUGCGAAACAACCAUCGGUUGCCGCGACUCGCAUCUCGCGCCAAUUCUGCGGGAUAUUAUUCAAACCGACUACUUCCGGGUAGUUGUUGUGGAUGAUGAGGACGCAGUUGAAAUUUGUGGCGCAUUAAAGAAUAUUGUGGCCGUUGGAGCUGGUUUUGUGGAUGGAUUGGGUCUCGGUGACAAUACGAAAGCAGCAGUUAUCCGACUUGGUCUCAUGGAGAUGAUUAAAUUUGUCGACAUCUUCUAUCCGGGUAGUAAGUUGUCGACUUUCUUCGAGAGUUGUGGUGUCGCUGAUUUGAUCACGACAUGCUACGGAGGACGUAAUCGUAAGGUAGCUGAGGCCCACGUACGUACCAAGAAGUCCAUUGCAAUUCUUGAGGAGGAGAUUCUAAAUGGACAGAAAUUGCAAGGACCUAUCACUGCCGAGGAGGUCAACUACAUGUUGAAAUCACGCAAUAUGGAAGAGAAGUUUCCGUUGUUUACUGCAAUUCACGAAAUUUGCGUGGGGCUGAAGCAGCCGGAACAACUCAUCAGUUGUUUGAAUAAUCAUCCUGAGCACAUGACUUAUGGCGACGACCGGACAAAAUCAAAGCUUUAAUGUUGCAUUAUCUGUGCAUAACCAAUCACACUCAUCACAAUAACUAGUUUAACUUAGAUAAGACUUUGCCAGGCGUGAGAAAAACAAGAUAACUAGCGUUACUGGUUUUCUGUGUGUUUUAUAAUUUGUUUAACCGUACAUUCCUACGUGGGCAUUAAUCUUGCAUUGAACAGAAAAACGGUUUUACAUAAUUUUAUAGUCAGCAAAAAUAACACUAAGGUAUUAAUGGAAUCAGCCGUUGUAUCUAUAUUUAAGUUUGAUUUUAAUUUUGCAUUUUCAUUCUCAAAACUUACCACAAAUGCUCAAUUAACAAGUGAAUGGAUGUUAACAUUGUUGUCGUUAUUCAUAUGUACAUAGAUGAAUAAGUUUUAUGUGCAAUAUUUAAAUGGGGAGAUUGUCUCAUUCCUGGUUUGCGGCUUUGUUAUCAACUUUAUAAGUGUUUCAUUUUAUAUUUAUUGUCUUAAGAUGUUGCAUUAUUGCUUUGUGGUUGUGGUAGAUGUUACUUAUGAUUUUUUCUGUUUGCAAUGUACUUGCUGUAGGUGUCGAGUGCCGUUGGCGGCCGAGGAAGGAAUUGUUGCUGCAAGUGAUUCUUCUCCUCAGUAAUCUACAUGAAAGUUA